Molecule: messenger RNA, 1122 nt
Organism: Nematolebias whitei (Rio pearlfish)
Lineage: Eukaryota; Metazoa; Chordata; Actinopteri; Cyprinodontiformes; Rivulidae
Product: UDP-glucose:glycoprotein glucosyltransferase 2
Exons: 11
Coding region: 1-1122 (373 amino acids)
Cellular component (GO): endoplasmic reticulum
Molecular function (GO): UDP-glucose:glycoprotein glucosyltransferase activity
Source: RefSeq, a predicted model, not a curated record
AUGGGGGAGGUCCCGGUGGGCUCCAGAGGGAGCAUCGGACCACCGGGCAGCGCCUCCCGGCUCGUGAGGCCUCAUCUAAGUUUUCAGGCUGCUGCCAGAAUCAUGUCUGUGCCGAAGUUUGAUGCUUUAAAAGUCAUGCGAGACCUCAGUCAGAACUUUCCCAGUAAAGCAAGAUCACUGACAAGAGUGGCUGUAAAGAAGGAAAUGAGAAAAGAAAUUGAGGAGAACCAAAAGCAUCUCGGUGAGACAGUCGGUGUUCACCCGGGGGACGGAGAGCUAUUUAUCAAUGGAUUGCACAUUGAUCUAGACAUUCACAACCCUUUCAGCCUUUUGGAGAUCCUCAGAACAGAAGCCAGGGUCUUGGAGGGGCUUCAAAACUUAGGCAUCAAAGGAGAACAUCAGGGCAAAUUGCUGAGGUUACCAGUGAACAGCGUAGAUGACAACUACGCCUUAGACAUUAGACAUCCAGCUAUAAUGUGGAUGAAUGACAUUGAAAAUGACCCGAUGUACCGGAGCUGGCCAGCAAGCAUGCAGGAGCUUCUCAGAGCCACCUUUCCUGGAGUCAUCCGGCAGAUCAGACGCAAUUUCUUCAACCUGGUGCUGUGUCUAGAUCCACUGCAGGAAGAAACUGUGGAGCUGGUGAAGCUAGCAGAACUUUUCUACAGGCAUAAAAUCCCCUUGAGAAUUGGAUUUGUGUUUGUUGUCAACACCAAAGAUGAGAUUGAUGGCCUCUCAGAUGCUGGAGUUGGAUUUUACAGACUGCUGAAUUACAUUGCAGACGAGUAUGAUUUAUCCCAGGCUGUGAUGUCUAUAGUCUCUCUGUACAGUAAAUUAGAUGUGGGGGAGAUGCUGUCUGCUGGUACAAUCACUGCUUACUUAAAGAAAAAAUACCCAAAAGCCAAUGCUGAGAGGAUUUUAGGAGUCAACUCUGAGUAUGAUUAUAAAAGAAAGGACGGUUCCUCCUUCUACAAAAAGAGUGGCCUGGGUGCCCUGCCUCUGGCUUUAUUUAAUGGAGUUCCUCUAAACCCAGACGAGAUGGACCCAGAGGAUUUGGAAACCAUAAUCCUGCAGCGCAUAAUGGACACUACCACUGCCUUUCAGAGAGCUGCCUUCAUGACAUGA